Molecule: messenger RNA, 1110 nt
Organism: Caenorhabditis elegans
Lineage: Eukaryota; Metazoa; Nematoda; Chromadorea; Rhabditida; Rhabditidae
Gene: F41G4.13
Product: CCHC-type domain-containing protein
Exons: 1
Coding region: 1-1110 (369 amino acids)
Source: RefSeq, marked reviewed
AUGCCCCGCGAAGAAAGUGAAUCUCCACUCUUGGUCUACGAAGAUCCGAGACAUACGCCGUACACGCCGUCCAAGUAUGCCAGAAAGGACGAGGAAGAGAGAAGCUCCGGAGGAGGAAAAUCGCCGCCCAAGAAAGCUCCAAAAGCCCCGACUCGCAUGUCACUUCGUGACAAAUUCGAGGCUGCCCCCACCACCAAGAAGCGCAAAACGGCUCAAGACCCAGCCGAUGGUGAGGAGAAAACUAAUUAUGCAGGCUACAUUGAUAAACCCUCCGUUUCAGAGCUCUUACAAGCCAUCAAGCCACUCUUCGACCAAGUCAAAAAGGAAAUGGCCGAUCAGCUGGCUGACCAACUUGGAAGAUUCCAGGAGCAACUCGACAUGGCGGUCAACUCCUUCAGCGACGAGAUAGUGAAGCUGAAGGCGGAUCACGCCUUGGCCGAAAAGAACGUGGAUACAUAUGCCCAAAAGGUCUCAGGAAUGUUCCAGCGCGCGGAUAUGAUGUCUGCCAACGUCCAGGAGCAGCGAACUCAACAAGCCGAGGACAACCGUAUGGCCUCAAAAGCGAGAGACAGGAUCAUUUACGACAUCGCCCAGGUCGCAAUCAACAUGAAGACGAUGAGCGAGACCAUCGCCAAAAUCGACGCUCGUGAGGAACAGGCUGCCCAAAAGCAAGCCGAGCGCUACACCCCGCAAGGAGGACAGGGAUCAUUGGAGCCAGUGCUGAAGUGCCCACUGUGCAAACGUCAUCACGCUCCGGAAAACUGCACCAUCAUCAGAAAUGGACUCGAUCGUCGCGAGGAAGCCGAAAAGAUCAAAAUGUGCAUUCAAUGCCUCGAAGUCGGCGUGACAAAUGACGAUUGGGUCCACGAAGGCUGCCCAAAGGAGAAGGAGCAGUGCACCAGAUGCACCAAAUACAUGAAGCCAGGAGAAAUCGCCCAGACUCACCACAACGCCACAUUCUGCCUAAUGCUCACCUCGAAGCAGUACAAGCUCGAGCGCAAGGGAUCCCCGUCCGAUCGUGAUUACUCGCCAAAAGGCCGCAGAGGACCGAUUCGCUCCCGCCACAACCGCUAUGGAGGCCGAGGACGCCGCAGAGACAGCUACCAUUAA